This is a messenger RNA of Cuscuta campestris, 1372 nucleotides long. Lineage: Eukaryota; Viridiplantae; Streptophyta; Magnoliopsida; Solanales; Convolvulaceae. The record is from the annotation of a GenBank genome assembly.
GUGUGUUUUAUUUGCUACACGCAGGUAAACAGAAAGAACAAUGUGAUCCUGGUGGCAGAUGAGGCGAGAUUGUCGGGAUGGAUGUGACAAGUUUUGAAAUGAAUUAUGAUAUGUCAAUUUUUAAUUCGCUUCCGCAAUAUUGUUGAAUACUCCGUACUGUAUAUGUUAUGAAAAAAUAUUAUUGUGAUAAAUAAAAGUGUUUGAAAAGUUUUAAAUUUUUACGAUUUCCAAAUUAAUACUUUAGUCCAAAAGGGGCUGCAGACCUGGACGGAUUAGGGUGUUACACUAACUCGUUUGUUUGGGUUAUAAAUUACAUUGAAUUGAUCGGAGCUCUAACAACUCGCCGGAGAACUGAUCGGUAUUUACAUGGAUGGAAUGUUCGGCUUUCGUUCCGCGCCGGACUACUCCGACCGGCACCUCAUCUCGCCGGACGAUCUGUUCGACUGCAGCUACGGCAUGAUUGCUCCCUCCGUCGAUCGGAUUCCGAUGUUCUGCUCCGACGACCUUGCCGCCACCGGCAGCUUCCAUUGCUCCGUGGAUUCCGACGCUCAUCGGCGAGGCGGGAGUCGGCUCGAGGAUGCGGCGGCGGCGGCGGCGGAGGGCGGCGGCGGUUACGAAGACGGCGGUGUUGGCUUAAUCAAAGAUAGAAUCGCGUCCCACCCUUGUUAUCCGAAGCUUCUAGAAGCCUACAUCGAUUGCCAGAAGGUGGGAGCGCCGCCGGAGAUCGCGGCGUUUCUGGAUGAAAUCCGGCGAGAAAACGAAUUGCGUAAGCAUGACGGCGUCGUGUCUACGUGCUCAGGAGUUGAUCCAGACCUUGACAUUUUCAUGGAAACGUACAGUGAAAUGUUAGUGAAAUACAAAUCAGAGCUCUCGAGGCCGUUGGACGAAGCUAUGACCUUCCUCAACAACAUCCAAACUCAACUUCGAAACCUCUGCAAAGACGAUGGUGUGCCUUCCUCAGAUGAUGAUGAAAACAGCGACGGGGAGAUGGAGGAAAAUGAUGGCGGCGGCGAAGAUGGGGAACUCAAGAACAAGCUCCUGAGGAAAUAUGGCGGCCAUAUAAGUAACCUUAAAUUCGAGUUCUCAAAGAAAAAGAAGAAAGGGAAGCUCCCAAAAGAUGCCAGACAGAUUUUGCUUGAGUGGUGGAAAGCUCACGAUCGAUGGCCAUAUCCUACGGAGGGAGACAAGAUAUCUCUAGCAGAAAUGAGUGGGUUAGACCAGAAGCAGAUCAACAAUUGGUUCAUAAACCAGAGGAAGCGACACUGGAGACCCUCCGAACACAUGCAGUUGGCUGUCAUGGACACCCUCGCCGGACAAUUCUUCUCCCUUAAUGACUAGUAGUAGUUAUUAUCAAUACAAUUAUUAAUAAUAA